AUGUUGGAUUUUACGGCUUUGUUGCUGCUGCUGUUGCUGCCACUUGGCGCCGUUGCACGCAGCUACAGCAACGGCCUCAUCUUCUACGAACUUGCCACACACACGCCCUAUCUGCCGCCCACAGUGAGCGUCUCCCGCGGCCGCAAUCUGGCCAGUGCCAAGUACUCUGAAAAGGGCUCCAUUUGGUCCACCUUCGGCCAGCCCUGCGAGUGUCGCGGCCCAAUUUGUGGCUGCUGCGCCGGCCUCAAAGUCGAUCAGUACAAGUUUGAUCAAAAGGUUUGCGCGAACAUCACGUUUGUGCCACAGCUGGAGGAGGCGCAGCUGGACGUCUAUCUGAACGAGCGUCCGUCGGCCAAAUACGGCAUCUCGCUGAGGAAUCCCACGCCCUUCUGCAUACCCGUCAUGAUGGGCGUGCCCAUGGCCAUGUGCGUCCAACUGACCGACGUGGCCAUGGUGAAUAACAAUCUGAACAUGUGUAUGGACUUUGUGGUGCGGCUGGCAACGACAGAUCUCUUCGAGAUGCACUUCCAAUGCAUGCGCAUGGGACUCGACGGGCUGCAGUAUGUGGACAAGAUGGGCAAGCCGGUUCUUCCGCCAGCCGCCAGCAAUAACAAAGCGGACUACGAUGAAGAUGAGGAUGAGGAUGAGUCGGCCGAGGAUGAGGAUGAGGCUGCAGCUGAAGCUGAACAGGAGGAGGAUGCUGCUGCUGACUAUGCUGAAAUGCUGGAAGAGGAACAGCAGCAGCAGCUGCAGCUGGAGAGCGAAAACGUAACUGAGCCGCAGACAGAGAUGGAGAUGGAGAUGGAGACACAGACGGAGGUAGAGCCAUUGGCAAUUGAAAGUGAAAUGCUUAUGGCUGGCGAUAAAGAUAAAGAGCUGGCAAUGUCAACGACUGGCGACGGCGACGACGACGAUGUGCCAAAGGAAGAGGCAAUGCAGCAGCAGCAGCAAUCAGCAGAGCAGCUGGAUAUGGGGGAGGAAGAGGAAGAGGAGACAACGGAGCAAGCAGCUGACAAUGUUGGGGAGAGUGAGUUGCAGCAAAGCGAAGUAAUUGAAACGAUUACCAAUGCAACAGCCAACAAGGCGCCAGCAACAGCAGCGACUACAACAACAACAACAACAACAACAACAACAACAACUACAGCAAGGCCCAGCAUUGCUGAUGACAAGUACAAUUAUGCAGCGCCAGUAGCAACAAUAGUUGAAGCAACAGCCGCAACAAUUGCAACAACAACAGCAGCAACUGCAGCUGAGCAAAUGGCAAACGAUGCUGAUAAUGAAGUAAAUGUGGAUGAUUAUGAAGACGAAGAUGUUGAAGAAGAAGAAGCAGCAGCAGCAACAGUUGCUGCUGAUGAUGUUGCAGCCGAAGAGGAGGAGGAAGAAGAAGAAGAGAGUGAGGAGGAGCAGCAGCAGCAGCAAGCGAGCAAACUAGAUGAAGUACAAGCGAGUGAAGAGGAACUGAACGAAGCUGAGCAGCAGCAGCAGCAACAACAAAAUGAAGCAGCUGAAGACCAAGAUGAAGAUGAAGUUGAAGAUGAAGAGCAAGAGGAAGACCAAGAGCAACAAACAGAGCCGACCCAAGCUGAUCAGCUUGCAAGCAAUUUAAGCAACAAGGAGGCGGCAGCUGUUAAUGGCUAUGAAAGUGUUGCCAGUAGCAGCAGCAGCAGCAGCAGCACAGCAGCGACCACAACCACAGCUGCAACAGUUAUCAAUGAACCUAAGCGUGAAGUCGUUGAUGACAUUGCUAAUGCCACAGAGUCGAAGCAGCAGCAGCGUCGACGUCGGCUGCGUUUGCGACUGCGCAGCGUUUAGUGGCAGCAGCAUCAGCAGCAGCAGCAACAUUGACUGUUUGUUAAUUUAUUAUAAUUGUUAAAAUGAUUU
Molecule: messenger RNA, 1881 nt
Organism: Drosophila busckii
Lineage: Eukaryota; Metazoa; Arthropoda; Insecta; Diptera; Drosophilidae
Product: glutamic acid-rich protein
Exons: 2
Coding region: 1-1812 (603 amino acids)
Source: RefSeq, a predicted model, not a curated record